AUGAGUGUUGCUCAUUACGCAGCUUUUAACCGCCAUGGAAGCGUGAGGUUCCGACUGCAGUCGUACAGAUAUUACAGCCGCACCAUUAAGAUGUUGCAGGAAGCAAUGCAGGUAGAAGGCUCUGCGACUGACGACAAGAUCGUUACAACCAUCUUACUCAUGUGCAUGCUCAAGGACAUCAGCGGCGAGGGAUCUGGCGACUCCCAGGAACAUGCACCAGGGCUCUUCUACCUCUUGGAACAAAGGGGGCCGGGCCAGAUCAUCUCCAAAAUAGGUGCUCAGUUGUUCCUCCUGGCUCAUCUGAGAUUGCAAACCUACUCAUUUCUGAACGAAGACGACAGAUACUGCGACCCUGGAGCAAUAGCAUCAUUGCUAGGCAUGUUUGAUCCCCUCAUCCGGGCAAUGUCUAUGAUGUCCAGAGUGCUGUCGCUCAGAAACACUCUGACGCGCUAUUUGUCCCUCAAUCACGGACAGAGACCAAGUCAGAGUGUUACUCCAGGCUCCCUUGAGGAUCAAACCCCAAACAAGAUCAUAUCGACCAUACGAAAGUGUUUCGAGGCACUUGAGGAUUUCGCCUGUUGGGAUGCCGAAGCCGGCGCAUACUGGGAACAAAGCUUUGUCGGACGUACCGUUCCAACUAUGCUAGGCCAAGUUGCAUUGGGGAUGACAUCCUAUGAUGCUGAUACGGCUUGUAUCAUCAUCUUGAUCCGAUCUCCGCGCCUGAUACUUCUGCUGACUAUGCUUCUGUAUUACGGUAAAACGCAAACCGGCCCUGUUGAAUUCCGUAGUACGCAAGAAGAUAGCGCUGCAUGGGAAGCAUGCGUCUCAUUCUUGGAGGAUGAUGUUCGGAAGACCAUCGACGAUAUCCUCUACAGCGUACCGUAUGCACUAGGGGAUCUUUCUUCAAAUGGACGGCCGGCUUCAAUGCCACAUGAUGGAGCUAGUGCCCUCAUUAUUGUUCAAUCCAUAAGACUCGUCGCCUACUGCGCGUACAGCUCGCCAGAUCAACUUCAGAAAGCUCAGAGCAUACUCAACAGGAUUAAUACGACAAUCGGGAUCAGAUCAGCCCUAGGAUGGGAGGAAGGUGGCACAGCCAAGAUAUCCAAUUGGAUCGCCGAGCAAGAAUUCCUGCGUUCCAUGAUUUCUGCUCGUUCAGAGGAUCUGCUAUUGGUUAGCGACAUGCGAAUUGCUCCAACAUACUGUGAUCUCGGUCAAGCUGAUGUGGAUUGGGACUUGGGAGAGACAGUCUGA
Messenger RNA from Verticillium alfalfae VaMs.102, 1251 nucleotides. RefSeq lists its product as hypothetical. Bases 1 to 1251 code for a protein of 416 amino acids. NCBI's taxonomy places the organism in Eukaryota, Fungi, Ascomycota, Sordariomycetes, Glomerellales, Plectosphaerellaceae. The transcript is spliced from 3 exons. The record is from RefSeq and is a predicted model, not a curated record.